This is a messenger RNA of Neltuma alba, 2040 nucleotides long. RefSeq names its product protein DETOXIFICATION 40. Bases 210 to 1751 code for a protein of 513 amino acids. The transcript has 7 exons. The record is from RefSeq and is a predicted model, not a curated record. Gene Ontology annotation, biological process: xenobiotic detoxification by transmembrane export across the plasma membrane. Gene Ontology annotation, cellular component: membrane. Lineage: Eukaryota; Viridiplantae; Streptophyta; Magnoliopsida; Fabales; Fabaceae. Gene Ontology annotation, molecular function: antiporter activity; xenobiotic transmembrane transporter activity.
AUCAAUCACUAAUCAGACAUUCAGACUGUAUAUGAACAAUCCACGUUUCUGCUGCUUUGGAUUUAGAGUCGCUGUGGCUAACAGAGACACCCCUCCCCUGGCUCUUACACAUAUUUUCUAUAAUUCUUCGGGUGUUGGUUCCUCUUGUACACCCAACUACCUCCUCUUCCUCUUCAGUCUUCAGCCAAACCAAAGCUCAAGACUUUGAUAUGGGUUCCGUUAACGACCAUGUUCGCCAACCAUUGUUGCCGCCUAGCGACCAUCCACCUUCGUCGGACCAAUCUUUCACCUCCAAGCACCACUCUAACGCCGACCUUGAAAGCAUCCUCUCCGAUACCAGCGUCCCUUUUCGGCGCCGUUUAGGUCCCGCCACCUGGAUCGAGUUCAAGCUCCUUUUCUACUUGGCUGCUCCCGCCGUCGUCGUCUACCUGAUCAACUACGUCAUGUCCAUGUCCACCCAGAUCUUUUCCGGCCACCUCGGUACCCUCGAGCUAGCAGCUGCUUCCCUCGGCAACACCGGCAUCCAAGUCUUUGCAUACGGCCUCAUGUUGGGCAUGGGAAGUGCCGUGGAGACGCUGUGUGGACAAGCUUACGGUGCUCGGAAGUACGAAAUGUUAGGGGUUUACUUGCAGAGAUCGACAAUUCUACUAACUAUAACGGGAAUACUCUUGACCAUCGUGUACGUGUUCUCGAAACCCAUUCUGAUAUUACUGGGAGAAUCGCCGAGGAUUGCGUCUGCUGCCGCAGUGUUCGUAUAUGGCCUAAUCCCUCAAAUCUUCGCUUACGCUGUGAACUUCCCCAUCCAAAAAUUCCUGCAAGCUCAGAGCAUAGUGGCGCCGAGCGCAUAUAUAUCGGGAGGUACUCUGUUGGUUCACUUGUUGAUAAGCUGGGUUCUUGUGUACAAGGCUGGGCUGGGAUUGCUGGGGGCGUCCUUGACGUUGAGCUUGUCGUGGUGGAUUAUUGUGAUAGCACAGUUCGUGUAUAUUGUGAAGAGCGAGAGGUGUAAGUACACGUGGCAAGGAUUCUCAGUGCAGGCUUUUUCGGGGUUGCCGGAGUUCUUCAAGUUAUCGGCGGCAUCGGCGGUGAUGCUGUGCCUGGAGACUUGGUACUUCCAGAUUCUGGUUUUGCUGGCCGGUUUGCUUCCUAAUCCUGAAAUUGCCCUCGAUUCCCUUUCCAUAUGCACCACAAUAUCUGGAUGGGUGUUCAUGAUAUCUGUUGGAUUCAAUGCGGCUGCAAGUGUGAGAGUGAGCAACGAGCUGGGAGCGAGAAAUCCUAAAUCAGCAGCAUUCUCUGUGGUGGUGGUGACGAUCAUAUCUUUCAUCAUAUCCGUUAUUGUGGCUGUGGUUGUGCUUAUUUUACGCGAUGUGCUCAGCUAUGCCUUCACAGAAGGUGAAGUCGUUGCCGCUGCCGUCUCAGAUCUUUGUCCUCUCCUCGCACUUUCCAUCGUCAUCAAUGGAAUCCAACCUGUUCUAUCUGGUGUGGCUGUUGGUUGUGGAUGGCAAGCGUUCGUUGCAUAUGUAAACGUGGGCUGUUACUAUGGAGUUGGCAUACCAUUAGGUUGCAUCAUGGGUUUCGUCUUUAAACUUGGUGCCAAGGGAAUAUGGGUGGGAAUGCUAGGAGGCACGGUUAUUCAAACGCUCAUUUUACUUUGGAUCACAGUUAGGACGGACUGGAAUAAAGAGGUUGAAGAAGCGGUAAAGAGGCUGAACAAGUGGGAGGACUCGAAAGAGGCACUUCAUCAAAGGAAUUGAAAUACGGUGGCUUGGUCCAUUCAAGAUGGGCUUCCUGGCAUCUUUAUUUCUUCACUCCGUCCAAUAUUUGGAUUGACUGGUCUCUUUAAUUACAAGGUGGCCUUCUGCAAUGUACUCACUAUGAUUCUUGGCUUAGUAUCGGAAUUGGUACCCAUUAAAACCCUCUGCUUCUUAUUCUCUCUCAUUUGACCUUUUCGGAGAUUUGCACCAUUUUGCUGAAUGUGUUUUGCUUCAGAGUUAAUAGCUCUGCUGAUUUUGCAAAUACAACGAUCAAAAUGUCUCGAGCUCA